Molecule: messenger RNA, 1459 nt
Organism: Gadus morhua (Atlantic cod)
Lineage: Eukaryota; Metazoa; Chordata; Actinopteri; Gadiformes; Gadidae
Gene: tmem231
Product: transmembrane protein 231
Exons: 7
Coding region: 284-1213 (309 amino acids)
Biological process (GO): cilium assembly; regulation of protein localization
Cellular component (GO): ciliary transition zone; ciliary membrane
Source: RefSeq, a predicted model, not a curated record
ACUUGAGACGCUAAGCAGAAGGACGGGAAGUAGCUUAAGCAUGGAGCAUCGUAUUUGAGCAACCUAGCUUAGCUUAUAUAGGCUACUUGCAAAAUAAGUUGUCCUAGCUCUUUACCUAGCUGAAUAUGGAUAAACUUUAUUUAGUUGUACUUUAUUCGCUGUGUUAAUUUUUCCGUUUGUAAACCGUGCUUUCUUUAACUACGCUGCUAAUAUGAAAGAGUACCGAGUUAGCAUUCGUGCUAUCUGAUUGUUUAAUGGUACUCUGCAGUCGUUUUAUGUUGUUAUGGCUUUCUAUGAAGUCUAUUCUCAUCCGGCUUUGAUUCGGUACAAAACCAGCGUUUGCACGAAGGCAACGUUGUUUCUGGUUGUUGUUUUGUGUCUUACAUACAUUUCACCUCUACUGGUUGCUUACAGAAGCCAAGGUUUCUGGAUCAAGAGGAGCUCCUAUGAGGAGCAGCCUGUUGUGAGGUUCCAGUAUCAAACUAUUUUUGUUGCAUCGACCAACACCAAGGGAGACUAUGUAGCCUGGAGUACUUUUUCCAGUUUUAACAACAUGCUUGGGCCCAACCUCCGUAUUCCUACAAUAUCAGUUCAGGAGCAGGACCAGAACCAGGAUGGCAAGUUGGACCGUCUAAUCUUGGAAGUGCAGCUCCCUCUCAAGCCCGAGGAGGAGGUGUACAGCGUGCAGCUGCUCCUCACAUUCAGCUACCAGCUCUUUAGGAUGUCCACUGUGGUGAUGCAAAGCCUGGCCUACAUCCAGCACUCCUCUCCGGUUCCUGGAGCCCAGCUGUUUGUCGCCGGAGACCUGAGGUUACAGCAGAGAGUCCCGCUGCCUCACCGCGGCCUCUACAACGUUUACAACGUAUCAGUGAUUGAUGGCUCCAGUCCAUUUGCCAGUGCAUACAAUCUGGUCAAUAUAAUCAAGGCCUAUCAGGAACGUAAUCUGACCACGACCUUCUCAUGCCCAAGCCCAGUAUGGACCGUAGGAAGAGCAACCGGCUCCCCUUUCAAGCUCAGCACUGAGAUACGCUACCCUCUGGAAGUCAUCAGCUACCGACCUGGGUUCUGGGAGACCAUCAAGGGGGCCUGGAUCCAGUACGUGAGCGUGCUGCUAGUCUUCCUCUGGGUCUUCACUCGCGUCCAGACCUUUGUGUUCCAGAACCAGGUCCUUCCCUCCCUGCCGGUCCCCAUGGUGAAGCUUCAUCCAAUGUGAGCCCCUGCUGGUGAUGGGAACACCAGAGCGGUCUCAAUAGCUCCAGAGGCUAGGCCGAGGAGCGGGGUGCGGUGCGUCUGGUGAUGACCACUGGGGGAAUAUUAUUUUUAUGAGCACAUGUACGCAAGCAAACAGCCGCCAGCUAUACAUAAUGAGUCACUUGACUGUGACACCUUGACCAAAAUUGUAUAUGUUUGUUUUUCAACAUGGAUUUCAACGUAAUAAAUACAAUUUCUUAUAUUUGUA